UGACCGUUUCAUCCAUGUCUAUCCUCACCAUGUCCCAGUCUUAUCACCCUUUCCCCCAUGCAAUGAGUUCUGAGGACGCUGACAGUGACGUCGACUCCGAGUCUGACAAAUAUACAGACAUGUCUCUUGACGCGUUUAGCGUCGCAAGCUCAAAAACAUCCAUAGACGUCUCUAUGCGUUCUCAAUCCCCAGCUCCCUCAGUAUUCUCCGCAACAAGUUCUUUACGAGCCCAAGCGUACAGACAAGAAUACGGACGAGGCCUGAACAAUUAUUCAGAAGUCUACCGCUUACCAGCCGACGAUGAAGAACUUGACCGUUUGGAUAGACAGCAUGACAUGUUUUGCAAAGCCAUUGGUAAAUUUCCACCACCCAUGCCCGAAAUCAUGGCAGAGGAUGAGUUCGAGGUUAAAGCCGUCCUUGACCUAGGCUGUGGCAGUGGCAGCUGGAUAAUGGACAUUGCGAGAGAAUUCCCAAAUGCAACUGCGGUAGCUGUGGAUCUCGUUCCCAUGCAGUCAACAUCCAUGCCCCCAAAUUGCAGAAGUGAAGUUGACGACAUUAAUCUCGGCCUGGAGCACUUUUAUGGCGAUUUCAACGUCGUCCAUACUCAAUUAAUUUCUUCCGGUAUUCGGGAUUACCAGGGGCUCAUUAACCAUAUCGCUCAUGUCCUCCGACCAGGCGGUCUAAUAGACAUCACUGAAUUUCCAUUCCACUUUACUGGCAUUGAGAAAACUUCUAUUUGUCCCCCAGCAGGCACCUUUCAACCGCCGUGGACACCUCUAUGGAUGUCUUAUGCGAACAGAGCCGUUCGUCAACGGGGCGGUGAUGCAGACGCUUCCUUGCACAUGCACCGAUGGGUAUGCGAGCACCCGGCAUUCGAGAAUGUCGUGUACCGCGAAUUCUGGAUACCAUUGUCCCCGUGGCUAAAGGGCAAUGACCCUAAUAGUGUCUGGUGGAAUGGUAUCGGGACGACUAUGCGAGAUGACGUCAAAGCAUUCAUGAGAUCCGGUCGCCCUUUGCUCCUCGGCAAUGGGUUAUCAGAAGAAUUUGUGGAUCAACUGGAAAAUAAUGCAGUGGCGGAAUUGGACGAAGCAAUCACUCCUGUUUACGUGUGUAUACAAAACGUCUAUGCCCGUAAGAAACCUUGAUUCUGGUGCAUCUUGGUCCUAUUUAUUCAUCUGUUCUACUUACCACUUUGGCAUAUUUGGACUCGCGUGGGCGUCACACUAGAAUACUGUAUCAUGGGAUAUUUCUCUCUUUCUCCAUUCUCAUUACCGUUCGAUACCUGCAAUAACCACGCUUUCUUCAUGGCAUCACGACACAA
Messenger RNA from Suillus fuscotomentosus, 1321 nucleotides. Its product is annotated as S-adenosyl-L-methionine-dependent methyltransferase. The coding region runs from base 15 to 1145 and encodes 376 amino acids. The record is from RefSeq and is a predicted model, not a curated record. Lineage: Eukaryota; Fungi; Basidiomycota; Agaricomycetes; Boletales; Suillaceae. Gene Ontology annotation, molecular function: methyltransferase activity. The transcript is spliced from 7 exons.